UAAACUCCCAUCUAAAAUUCACUCACCUCAAUUUUGCCCCAAGUCGUCGAAUCUCUUCAGUUUUCUCUCAUCUCCGCCGCCGCACUUUUCUUAAAUCCACCACCGGAAGAAAAAAUGGCGUACGCAGCGAUGAAGCCGACGAAGCCGGGUCUGGAGGAGCCCCAGGAGGUGAUCCACAAGAUCCGCAUCACUCUUUCCUCGAAGAAUGUCAAGAAUCUCGAGAAAGUUUGUUCUGACUUGGUACGUGGCGCUAAGGACAAAAGGCUCAGAGUUAAGGGCCCGGUGAGAAUGCCGACCAGGGUUCUCCUUAUCACCACCCGAAAGUCUCCUUGUGGUGAAGGAACGAAUACAUUCGAUAGGUUUGAGAUGCGACUACACAAGCGUGUGAUUGACCUUUUCAGCUCUCCGGAUGUCGUGAAGCAAAUUACUUCAAUCACCAUUGAACCCGGUGUUGAAGUCGAAGUCACAAUCGCCGAUUCCUAGAUAAUAUCUAUUGGCCUUACUUUGCCUGUAUUUUCUGCAUUUGCUACUUACGUUGAAGACUAGUUUAUUUAUUUUGACAUAUUAGAAGUUUUGAAAUUUUAAUCUUUUUUCGGCAAAUGGAUCUGUUGACCUUUUAUAUUUAGUAGCAAGGUUGUGAAAGACCAUCAACUAAAGUGGUGAAUGGAUGAAUGUAGGUAUUUUCUUUAUUUAAGAUUUAAAUUAUUGAUGAA
Molecule: messenger RNA, 713 nt
Organism: Erythranthe guttata (spotted monkey flower)
Lineage: Eukaryota; Viridiplantae; Streptophyta; Magnoliopsida; Lamiales; Phrymaceae
Product: small ribosomal subunit protein uS10y
Biological process (GO): translation
Cellular component (GO): ribosome; small ribosomal subunit
Molecular function (GO): RNA binding; structural constituent of ribosome
Source: RefSeq, a predicted model, not a curated record